AUGCCGACGUCUCUGAGAAUUGAACUCUUUCCAUCAGACCUCCAGCGGUCGAUUGGCUUUUACUCCAAUAUUUUAGGAUUUGCCUUGCUCAAGCUCAAAGGCAACUAUGCCUAUCUUGGCCGAGACGCAAUCUUCAUUGGAGCCAUCGAGGCAACUUCUUCGGAGACAAUCGAGGAACAAGCCAGAUAUCGACAGCCAACCAAGGGAGUCGAAACUGUGCUAGAAGUCGAUGACCUGAAACGAGAACGAGACUCUAUUAUGGGCAAAUGCUGGAAACUCGAUGCUGAUAUUCACUCUCAGCCUCGGGGAUUGCGAGAUUUCCGACUCAUCGACCCUGAUGGGUAUUAUCUGCGUAUCACAACCCACAGGCCUCGGCGGGAUGGAACAGGUCUAGCAGAACCUUGA
Exophiala aquamarina CBS 119918 is the source of this 405-nucleotide messenger RNA. RefSeq lists its product as uncharacterized. Bases 1 to 405 code for a protein of 134 amino acids. Lineage: Eukaryota; Fungi; Ascomycota; Eurotiomycetes; Chaetothyriales; Herpotrichiellaceae. The record is from RefSeq and is a predicted model, not a curated record. The transcript has a single exon.